Molecule: messenger RNA, 2087 nt
Organism: Abrus precatorius (Indian licorice)
Lineage: Eukaryota; Viridiplantae; Streptophyta; Magnoliopsida; Fabales; Fabaceae
Product: asparagine synthetase [glutamine-hydrolyzing] 3
Exons: 14
Coding region: 82-1785 (567 amino acids)
Cellular component (GO): cytosol
Molecular function (GO): asparagine synthase (glutamine-hydrolyzing) activity
Source: RefSeq, a predicted model, not a curated record
AUUCUCAAUUUACGGUCUCGUUCUGUUCUGUCUCACUCUCACAUUCUUCCCUUUGUCUCCAAGUUUUAACUCGCAGCCGCCAUGUGCGGAAUCCUCGCAGUUUUGGGUUGCGUCGACAACUCUCAGGCUAAGCGCGCUCGCAUCAUCGAAUUGUCUCGCAGGUUGCGCCAUAGAGGUCCUGAUUGGAGUGGCAUACAUUGCCAUGGGGAUUGUUACCUUGCUCAUCAACGAUUGGCUAUUGUUGAUCCUACUUCAGGGGAUCAACCUCUCUACAACGAAGACAAGACUGUUAUUGUCACCGUGAACGGGGAGAUAUACAACCAUAAGGAAUUGAGACAGAAACUGAGUUCCCAUCAAUUUCGAACUGGUAGUGAUUGUGAAGUGAUUGCCCAUCUUUAUGAAGAGCAUGGAGAGGAGUUUGUUGAUAUGCUGGAUGGGAUGUUUGCCUUUGUCCUGCUUGAUACUCGUGAUAAAAGUUUUAUUGCUGCUCGUGAUUCUAUUGGCAUUACUCCUCUUUACUUGGGCUGGGGUCAUGAUGGAUCAACAUGGUUUGCAUCUGAAAUGAAAGCUCUGAGUGAUGAUUGUGAGAGAUUCAUAUCUUUUCCUCCUGGGCAUAUAUAUUCCAGCAAACAGGGAGGAUUAAGAAGGUGGUACAAUCCACCAUGGUUUGCAGAGCAUAUUCCAUCAACUCCCUAUGAUCCAAUGAUUUUGCGAAAGACCUUUGAGAGGGCUGUAGUUAAGAGAAUGAUGACUGAUGUACCAUUUGGAGUUCUUUUAUCCGGAGGACUGGACUCAUCACUUGUUGCUGCUGUGGCCAAUCGUUAUUUGGCUGAAUCUCCAGCCGCUCUUCAGUGGGGAUCACGAUUACAUACUUUCUGCAUUGGUUUAAAGGGCUCUCCGGAUUUGAAAGCUGCAAAAGAGGUAGCAGAUUAUCUUGGUACUCUUCAUCAUGAACUUAAUUUCACAGUUCAGGAAGGUCUAGAUGCACUUGAAGAAGUCAUUUACCAUAUUGAAACAUAUGAUGUGACAACUAUUAGAGCAAGUACUCCAAUGUUUCUUAUGUCCAGAAAGAUUAAAGCCUUGGGAGUGAAAAUGGUUCUUUCUGGAGAAGGUUCAGAUGAAAUUUUUGGAGGUUACUUGUAUUUCCAUAAGGCACCUAACAAGGAAGAGUUUCACGAAGAAACAUGUCGAAAAAUUAAAGCUCUUCAUCUUUAUGACUGCCUGAGAGCUAAUAAAUCUACUGCAGCAUGGGGUGUAGAGGCACGUGUACCGUUCUUGGAUAAAGAAUUUAUCCAUGUAGCCAUGAGUAUAGAUCCAGAGUGGAAAAUGAUAAGGCCUGAUCUUGGAAGGAUAGAAAAGUGGAUAUUGCGCAAUGCUUUUGAAGAUGCUAAGAAUCCAUAUUUACCAAAACACAUAUUAUACAGGCAGAAGGAACAGUUCAGCGAUGGGGUCGGGUACGGCUGGAUUGAUGCCUUGAAGGAUCAUGCCAACCAACAAGUACCAGAUGCAACUUUGUUGAAUGCCAACUUUAUUUACCCUGAAAAUACCCCUACUACAAAAGAGGGAUACUACUACAGGACAAUCUUUGAGAAGUUCUUUCCAAAGAAUGCAGCAAGGUCAACAGUUCCAGGAGGACCUAGUGUGGCAUGCAGUACUGCCAAAGCUGUGGAAUGGGAUGCAGCAUGGUCAAAAAAUCCUGACCCUUCUGGUCGUGCCGCACUUGGUGUUCAUGCAGCUGCAUAUGAGGAUGCUUUAGCCGAGCCUAAAAAGGGAACCAUAGUCUAGGAAAAUAAAAAUAAAAAAAUAUAUGCAACAGCUGUCUAGUAGGAAUUUAAUUUAAUGUAGAUGAAACUACUGAGGAGAAGUGGGGUUGUUUUCAUUUUCACACACCAUGAUCUAUGGACAUUUUAAGGUUUUAGAAAGAUUAUAUUUCAUGGCUGCAAGGUCAUAGGCCUUUCCGUUCUAGUCUUGGGACGCAAGGUCAUGGCAAUUUUUUUUCUGUCUGCUUUAAGAAUGCAAAAAUAUAUAUAAAUUUGCUCCACUUUUUAUCCUGAACAAAAUUUGUAGUUUUAUUUAUUUAUUUAUUU